Molecule: messenger RNA, 1290 nt
Organism: Daldinia loculata
Lineage: Eukaryota; Fungi; Ascomycota; Sordariomycetes; Xylariales; Hypoxylaceae
Exons: 2
Coding region: 1-1290 (429 amino acids)
Source: RefSeq, a predicted model, not a curated record
AUGACUGGCGGAAAGAAUCCACCGCGACCCAGGAGGUUCCUGAGCGCAAAGGUGAGGCCGCAGAGAAAACGGCCUGCGCCACCAACACCGGAAUGGAUAGAAUCAGCGAGAAAGCGAAGAGCAUCAGAAGAAGAAGAUUCAGAACAACCAAUACCAGUCAAACAGAAAACAGAACCGGUAAUACCAACGCCACCAGUAGUGCCACCAGUAGUGCCACCAGUACCAGAGCUGGAGCCAGAGCGAAGACCAAAAGAAGAGCCGGAGCAAAGGUCAGAGACAGGGGGAGGGCUACAGGGGUGGACGUGGCCGUCUGAAGGAAUGACCCCAAACGAGGAGUCAGCAGUAGCGAAUCCGCCUGUGACGCCUUCGGAGACAUCGUCGGGACAAAACCAAGGAAUGGUGAUCCCAGAAGAUGUACUGUGGGAGGUGGUGAAAGGAGUCCAAGGCUAUGGAACUCCAGCGGACCCGAUAAAUAGGGCGGAAGAACAGGCCCAACAAGACGACAGUCAAUUACCUCCGUUGGCUGACUUUUUAUAUCGGUUUGGUUCGGGAUUCACCGUGGUAAGAAACUAUGUGGAAAGGGGCCUCUGCGGCGUGCAGUCAUUAGUUGACAGUCUAACUUGCCAAGAUAUCCUCCCUCCCGGGGUUCGAGUUCCGUCCAUCCAGAAUCUAUUGGACAUAUAUCAGCAAAAUGUAAGUAGAGGCUCAUAUGAUGUCUCCUUUACGGUCACCCCAGAAGACCGAAACAUGCCGGGUCCGUUUCAAGCCGAGAUAUUAUCACAUGUUAUAAGCGAAUGGAGCCGCCUUCACAGUAGCCCACCAUUUCGGCCCUAUGAGGAGAGCGAAGCGAGUCGCCUUCAACGACGGGUUCCGCCCCUAGUAGCUGGUUUUUACAGCGAAGGCGAAAGGCCGUUUGCCAUGCAGAUAACCGAACCCGGAACUCGAAUUGUUUGGAUUCACAACUCUGGCAAUCACUGGGAAGGUCUUAGGCCAGGUUUUAGUCCGGUAACCAUCAAUGAGAUAUUUAGAAAUUACGGUCAUGAAUUAUUCCAGAAUGAAAUUGCACCACAAUGGUUUGUCGAAAUGGUCCAACGGAGACAGGAGCCGUUACAGCUACUGCCAAGAUAUCGACCAUGGUUAGAGGAAAGCCGAUCUGCAGAUGAACGCCUCGGAUUAUUCGGUGGGACACCAUCACCGCCACAGGUGCGAAUCCUGACAGCUACGGCAUCACAGGCACUGGAAAUAUUGGAAAGAUUAUACCGGGCAAGACGGGAAAGGAAUGGAAACUGA